AUGGCAGCUCGCGGCAUUUUCAGCCUCAUCUCCCUAAUACUCCUCGCGGGCGGCUUACUGUUAAUGUUCUUUAUCCUUCUUGCCGGCGCAAUCCAAGACUCUCCAGUAAACAAAUUCUACAUCCUGCAGGCGAACACUUCAGCAAUACCCGGGGCACCUCCAGUCUCCCGUUGGUCAUACUGGAACGUGUGUGGGGUGCAGAAUGGCCGUACCGUGUGUGGUAAUGAGAGCUAUUCGGAUGUGCACCCAGCAUUCCCGCUGGAUCCUUCGUCGCAUCGCACUUUCGACACUACAGUGAACGUACCAGCGGACUUUGUCAAACACCACGCCUACUAUUUCUACAUGACUAGGUUCAUGUUUGCAUUCAUGCUGAUUGCCCUCUUUUUCGGCGUCUGCGCGCUGUUUACCGGACUUCUCGCCUUGUGCACCAGACUCGGCAGCUACCUGAGCGGUCUUCUGACAACCCUCGCUAUGGGUUUCCAGGCCAUCCAGGUAUCUUUGAUGACCGCCGCAUAUGUCAAGGGUCAGAACAACUUCCACAGGAACGGCCAAUCCGCACGCCUCGGUCGAUACGCUUUUGGGUUCGAAUGGGCAGCAUUCGCCUGCUUUUUGCUCUCAACCAUCCUGUUCUGUUUGGCCGGUUCAGCACGUCGGGAUACCACAACAUCCACUCGUCGUGGAUUCUUCAAAGGCCGUCGAAGCAGGAGCACCCGCAGCAGAGGAAGCUUUGUCGCUGACAAAGAGUAUGGUGUCUAA
Exophiala dermatitidis NIH/UT8656 is the source of this 756-nucleotide messenger RNA. RefSeq lists its product as uncharacterized. NCBI's taxonomy places the organism in Eukaryota, Fungi, Ascomycota, Eurotiomycetes, Chaetothyriales, Herpotrichiellaceae. The record is from RefSeq and is a predicted model, not a curated record. Gene Ontology annotation, cellular component: plasma membrane; membrane raft; cell cortex. The transcript has 3 exons. Bases 1 to 756 code for a protein of 251 amino acids. Gene Ontology annotation, biological process: septin cytoskeleton organization; cortical actin cytoskeleton organization; fungal-type cell wall organization.